UGCCCAGGUAACAGUUGGGGUGUUGAUUGCGGAAAUCAGUGCAAUUGCCGGCAAGGGUCUAUCUGUGACCACGUGUCAGGUGUGUGCAAGUGCAUGGCAGGAUGGAAGGGCGCACAAUGUGACCAGCCAUGUGAUCCACCUACAUUCGGAGAGAAUUGUAGUCAAAGAUGCACGUGCGAGAAUGGGGCAACAUGUGACGUUGGUACUGGUCAGUGUAGGUGCCCACCCGGAGUUUACGGACGAAAUUGUGAAUUGUUGUGUCCACCUGGUUUCUACGGCGUUGGAUGUACAAGCAGAUGUGGCUGUCUAAAUAAUGGACUAUGUGACCACGUGGACGGGACAUGCACGUGUCCGGCUGGAUACAUCGGUGGAAAGUGUGAACGUACAUGCCCAAGUGGAUUUUAUAGCAUAGGAUGUACGAGCGUGUGUAACUGUCACGCAAACUCAACGUGCAAUCAUAUCGAUGGAUCGUGCAAAUGCGCAGCAGGGUACACUGGUCCGACUUGCCACGAAACAUGUUCUCCUGGUACGUGGGGUGUUGAUUGUCUGCACAUUUGCAGGUGUCAAAAUGGCGGUAAAUGUGACAUGUUAACAGGUGAAUGUACGUGUUCACCUGGUUGGCAAGGAAGACGAUGUAACAAGAUGUGUGAAUGGUCUAAAUACGGACAAGAUUGUACUUUAACUUGCGCUUGUCAGAACGAUGCUGGCUGCAGUAAUGUAGACGGGACAUGUUUUUGCACACCGGGUUGGGUCGGUGAUCAGUGCGAGCGAAAAUGUAAUCGAGGUUGGUACGGGCUAGGAUGUAGAAAGAGAUGCGAUUGCCCGUUGUCUGGACAAUGUGACCACAUAAAUGGUACGUGUUUCUGCCCGAUUGGAUUUCAAGGAAGCGCUUGUAAUGAAACUUGUUCAAAGGGAUUUUUUGGGCUUGGAUGUCAAAGGGAAUGUCACUGCGCUAACGAAGCUAGAUGCGACCCGGUAAAAGGAAACUGUAUAUGCAGAGCAGGGUGGAAAGGCAGGUACUGUGAACUGCCAUGUGAUGAAGGCUUUUAUGGACUAGGAUGCAAUAACUCCUGUCCUUGUGAAAAUAGCGCAAGCUGUGACCAUAUAUCUGGUUCUUGUCUCUGUCUCAGAGGUUGGUCAGGAGACAGAUGUCAAAAUAAAUGCCCAUCCGGCACAUUCGGGCUUCAUUGUGCAAGUACUUGUCAAUGCCAUAAUGGUGCUAAGUGCCAUCAUAUUACUGGUAAAUGCACUUGCACAGAGGGAUGGGAAGGGACGCGAUGUGAGCGACGUUGUGCUGCUGGAUUUUAUGGUCAAGGCUGCAUGAAGAGAUGCCAGUGUAGAAAUGGGGCUGAAUGUAAUAAUGUCAAUGGUUCAUGCACGUGUCAGGCGGGUUGGCAAGGCGAGCUGUGUUCACGUGAAUGUGAUGUAGGAUAUUACGGUUUAGGUUGUACUGUAAUGUGUCAAUGUAAGAACGGGGCUCGAUGUGAUCCAGUAACAGGAAGCUGUAGGUGCCAGCCUGGUUGGCUGGGGACCACCUGCGGGCAAGCUUGUUCGCAGGGAAAAUACGGAGAUCAAUGCCUAAACACAUGCAAGUGUCUGAAUAACGCGCGUUGUAACGCAGUGACCGGCGCUUGCUCUUGUUCUGCUGGUUGGAAGGGAACCAAUUGCAAUAUGCCGUGCGCUAGUACAGAAUAUGGCCCUGAUUGUGCAUUAAGGUGUCAGUGUAAAAAUGGAGCAACUUGCGAUAGAUUUGACGGUUCUUGUAAAUGUACUAUUGGAUGGGAUGGAAAAUACUGCCACGAACCUUGCGCAAACAACACAUAUGGCGAAGGAUGCAGACUAAAAUGUAUGUGCAAGAACAAUGCUUCGUGCCAUCAUAAGACAGGUGAAUGCACGUGUAAAGCUGGAUGGAUGGGCCUGCACUGCUCCUUCACCUGCAUUCAAGGAUUGUAUGGACCAGGAUGUCAUCAGCGUUGCCAAUGUCCACGAGGUCUUCUGUGUUCACCAAUCGACGGCUCAUGUAUCUGUGAGCCUGGCUGGACUGGCAGACUCUGUGACACGCCUUGUCGAGAAGGAACUUUUGGACAAGCAUGUGCUCUGACAUGUCAUCCAUGUUCUAAUGGGGCUAGGUGUGAUCACGUGAACGGAAAUUGCCUAUGUUCCCCGGGAUGGACUGGUAUGGCAUGCUUGACGAAGUGCCCGGAAGGAUUAUACGGCCCAUACUGCAGAAACGAAUGUAACUGUCAGAACGGAGCACUUUGCGACCCAGUAUAUGGAACAUGCAUUUGUCCUCCGGGAUGGAUGGGAAGCUCGUGCUCUGAUCCGUGUCCUGCUGCUACAUACGGCCUUAAUUGUAAACACAUUUGUCGGUGUGAAAAUCUCGGUGUAUGUAACAGUGUUGAUGGAUCGUGUACUUGCCCAGACGGGUGGACAGGUGAACGAUGUCACCUGGAGUGUCCACCUGGGAAGUUUGGAGCUAAUUGUGAACAAUCUUGCCAGUGCCAGAAUAAUUCAACGUGUGACAGAUUUAGCGGAGAGUGUAUGUGUGCGCCGGGUUGGCAGGGCCCUGCGUGCUUGGUAACAUGUCCUCCUGGAUUCUGGGGACCCCAGUGUACAGAAACGUGUAACUGUCAAAAUAAUGGAACUUGCGAUCCUGCUAUUGGGUGUCAGUGCGCACCUGGAUGGAAAGGAGUCUAUUGCACAAUGCCGUGCGACUACGGCACGUAUGGAGGUAAGUGCAGGUCUAACUGCCUGUGCGAGAACGACGGGAUCUGUAACCACAUUACUGGUUGCAUCUGCAAGCAAGGGUGGAGGGGUAAAAGAUGUUCAAGGCCUUGCCCCUCUGGAUAUUAUGGACAUAACUGCACCGACAAGUGUUCCUGCAGCAGCAAUGGCAUCUGCCACCAUGUCCAUGGAUGUGUCUGUUCCCCUGGAUUUACUGGCGAUAAUUGUGAGAACAGCUGUGCAGACGGUUGGUAUGGAGACAACUGCUCGAAAUUGUGUGAGUGUCAGAAUGGUGGAACAUGUGAUUCCACUCGUGGAUGUAUGUGCCGUGCUGGGUGGACGGGAGAGCAGUGCAACCAGAUGUGCCCACUCGGCACAUUUGGUGAAAAUUGCAGCAGACAAUGUGAGUGCCAGAAUGGCGCGGACUGUGAUCCUGUGUGGGGCUGCGUUUGUGCUCCUGGAUGGCGUGGUGCGCGUUGUACGCGACCAUGUAUGAGUGGUACUUAUGGGUCGCAAUGUAAGAAGAAUUGUGAGUGUCACAAUGGGGCUACGUGUAGCCCUCAGAUUGGUUGUGUCUGCAUAAGUGGUUGGCAGGGUGAGUUUUGCAACGUCACUUGCCCAACUGGAUAUUACGGAAGUGGGUGUCAACUAAAAUGUUCAGAAAAGUGCCCGAAUGGACACACAUGCAACUCGUUUAGUGGAAUAUGUGAGUGCCCAGUCGGGUACAAGGGGCCCAGUUGUCUACAUCGAUGUGAUCCUGGUUUCUACGGAGCUGGGUGCCAAAGAAUCUGCAACUGUCCCGAUGAAUUAGUAUGCGAAUCUGUCACUGGUAUUUGUAUUGAAUGGGCAUUAUACACAACACCGUUUUUCAACGACAGCACUUCUAGUGGUCCGACGCUGGUGCGAUAUGUCCCGAAUGAAAUCCCCGAUCCCCCGGCUAACAGGAAGGGUACGCAUGUACUAGCGUCGCCUAUACUGAUGUAUAUUAUCAUCGGAGGAGCUGCAGUUGUAUCACUCAUCUUCAUCGUCAUCGUUAUCUUUGUUUUACAAAACUUCAAAUGCGGCGCAUACGGGUCGUACAGUUGAUCAACAAAAUACAGACAACCGUAACAGCGUCUAUUUCCACAACGAUAAAGUGGACUUCGUCGUCACCAAAACUUAUAAACCUGUCAAGUUGACAGGUCUUGAUGAGGUACAGGACAGACUAAAACCAAAG
Anneissia japonica is the source of this 3940-nucleotide messenger RNA. Its product is annotated as multiple epidermal growth factor-like domains protein 6. The transcript has 5 exons. The record is from RefSeq and is a predicted model, not a curated record. Lineage: Eukaryota; Metazoa; Echinodermata; Crinoidea; Comatulida; Comatulidae. The coding region runs from base 94 to 3810 and encodes 1238 amino acids. Gene Ontology annotation, molecular function: scavenger receptor activity.